AUGGACUCGUCCGAACCUUCACAGCCGGACACCUUAGAGUCCACCAAUAAGCUUCUUCACGAUUUGGAGCGGAAGAUCUCGUUUGCGCUGACUACCUCGCUGAAUCAAACAGCAAACAGCCAUGGCUCCGUGGUCCACGACACGCAAAUGGCUGGCUUAGCCCGCUACAAUAUCCAGCUGAGUGUUCUUCUGUACAUCCGUGACAAUGGUCCGGAUUUCGAUGCCGAUCAGGUCUAUGUCGACCGUCAACAGAAGUUCAUGACCAAAUUCGCCCGCGAGUACUCGCCUGGCAACGUCAGCCCGCUGAGACCCCAAAUACGUGUGAGCGAGGAUGCAAUUGUCGAUUCGCUCGACGAAGGACCUCUGUCCUCCAUAAAUACGCUGCCGAAGCCAAAUCUCACCUAUCCAGACCAACCACUAAAGAAAACAAUUCUGCCGACAUCUAAGAUGGAGAGUCUACGGGAGCCUGUGACCAAAAAGGGGAAUGUAGCGCUAGAUGUGCCAGCGGCAGCCUCAACUACUGACGCAGAGUCUCUUCGGGCCAGCAUAGAACUCGGAUCUGACACAUACGAUGGUUCAGACGCAUACGACGGCUCAGAUGCGUAUGACGAUUACUACGACGGCGAAUUCGACAGCGGCGAGGAUGACUACGGUGAUGACGAUUUCGAAAAUGAGUUCAACGAUCUCAGUGACUCUUACGGCAUUGAAGACAACGGCCUUACCGACGAACAGCUUCUACCUCCUCUGCCUCCACGACUGCCUCCACGGGAAAUGGAUCCGGACAAGUUAUACGGUUUAUAUGACUUUUCUGGACCUGAUCCUCUGCAUUGCACGCUUGCUCGCGAUGAGCCGGUGUUCCUCAUCAACGAUCUGGACAACUAUUGGUGGCUAAUCCGGAAAAUGUCGAGAACUGAGCGUAUGAGUCUAUGGAAUGCCCGCGGCUCCGAAGAUAAUUUUGAAUCUGAUGAAGAAGAUGGAAAGAUAGGCUUUGUUCCUGCUGAAUGCUUGGAAACUUACGGCGAGCGAUUGGCUCGGCUCAACUGUCACAAGAACGAAGAGCUUGAAAAAUCAUCUCGCGAGACUCUUUCCUUGGAUCACUACGGAAUUGGCAAUGGCAGUGCAACCUUCCUGAGUACCUCUCAAGUUAAUAUGCACCAUAAUGUUUCCUCGAACGACCUCUCGGACAAAUCCCCAUACCAUACUCCCGGACCUUCUGGAGAUGUUGUCUCCUCCAAUGAAAAGUUUGUGGACUCUUCGAGUGAUUUCAAACAAGCUGAAAUAAAGCCUCUGACCGAUGAUCUACCGCUUGGCAGGAAAGGAUCCAUUUUGAAAAAAUCUAGAAGCUACAAACAAAGCAAUAAGCUGGUGACAUUUGAGAACUUGGGCGACAUAAACUUGGACGAUGACGACUCCGACGACGAUAUUGAUUUCUCCGAGCACUAUUUCCACGUAGGACACGAUGACAUUAAGCAGAAUCGUAUCCACUACGAAGACGCAGAGAAACACAGCGAAGUUUUAAGUGACGUAUAUCCUGCCGAUGUGCUGCUCCAAAUCAACAAAAGUCCACGCAAACUGGCCAGUCCUGUCGAAAGUAGCUUCGGCGAAGGCAUUGGUCAAAGUGUCAUGAACACUUCGUUGUUUGCUCCUCCUCAUGCUAUAUCUACCUUAGACAAUGACUCAAUUGGCACUUACUCCCCAGACACUCCCCCAACGGAUAAGUUCAAGUCGCCAAGAGACGAAUUCAACUCUGGAAACAUCCGCAGGUCUCAAAUUCUCGACAGACUCUCUCGUGUUACGUCCGACAUCCAAGAACAACUUGGAAGCAGCGAUGACGGCGAUCACCUCGACUUUGGAGGUGCACUCAGAGCAGAUUUGAGUGAUAACGACAACACCUCGGUGUUUGCCGACUACACAGGAGACAGCACUGCCAAUCAGGUAGAGGACUAUUACGACAAUGAGACGGGGCUGGAAUGCGACGAUGGGCAAAAGAGUAAUGACUGCGAUACUCCACUUACAAGCACGAACUCACUCAGUAACUUCUCCAGUUCACCUAAUCCGCUGAUUCAAGAAAAGCGUAAGUCCAAGCCAGUUCACGACAUGUUUAUGCCCAUUUUGGGCAAGUUGGACGAGCUAACGGAGAAGUUGGCCGAGCUUGAGCAUCAUCUACUUUGA
This is a messenger RNA of Sungouiella intermedia, 2172 nucleotides long. NCBI's taxonomy places the organism in Eukaryota, Fungi, Ascomycota, Pichiomycetes, Serinales, Metschnikowiaceae. The record is from the annotation of a GenBank genome assembly.